Molecule: messenger RNA, 803 nt
Organism: Oreochromis niloticus (Nile tilapia)
Lineage: Eukaryota; Metazoa; Chordata; Actinopteri; Cichliformes; Cichlidae
Exons: 5
Coding region: 105-803 (232 amino acids)
Source: RefSeq, a predicted model, not a curated record
UCAGAAACAGAAGAGCAGGCGUGUUCACAGAGACGCUGACUUCCUGUCCUCUGUUCAAACACAAACUGUGGUCACUGUGAGUUCAGACACUUCAGCCUGUCAGGAUGUGGGUGAACAUCUACUGCUGCCUGUUAGCCUGCACUCUGAGCUGUCAUGUCACACCAGGUUUAACCCGUGAAGUAGUUACAGAGGGGACGCAGGUCACUGUGCGCUGUCCUUACUAUCUGCAGGGUAAAGUGAGGUGGAGCAGAGAGAGUGGAGGAAGCAGAGCUGACAUACUUACUGUUGAUGGAGACAGAAACAUAAAACACAUCAAUGAUCCACAGAAACGAUACAGUUCACAGGCUGAUCGAUCGCUGAUCAUCCUCAGAGCUUCUGUCUCAGACUCUGGCAGAUACUUCUGUAAUAGUUACCCAGCUGAGGAGCUGACAGUGAUCCCAUCAGGAACAAUAAGACGCACUGUUGAAGAGAGAGACAGCGUCUCACUGAAAUGUCCUGGUGAUGUUGGAGGAUCAGCUGUUCCAACAUGGAGACGAGACACUGGAGAAAUAAAUUAUGGAAGAAAUCAUUUUUCCCAUAAAGACAAAACAUUAACAAUAAGAGAAGCUGAGCCUGCUGACUCUGGACUGUACUACUGUGAUGGAAAACCAGCUGUUUAUCUGAAUGUGACCAAAGCACAGAGAUCUGACAGAGGUAAGAAGACAACCACAACUACAACAACAACAACAACAACUUCUACAUCACGAAGACCCCCAACAACAACUACUACUACAAUGACAUCAAACAAACUGGUUUCCAGUUAG